This is a messenger RNA of Pollicipes pollicipes, 1718 nucleotides long. RefSeq lists its product as uncharacterized. Gene Ontology annotation, biological process: proteolysis. Lineage: Eukaryota; Metazoa; Arthropoda; Thecostraca; Pollicipedomorpha; Pollicipedidae. The record is from RefSeq and is a predicted model, not a curated record. The annotation marks the transcript as partial. Gene Ontology annotation, molecular function: metalloendopeptidase activity; zinc ion binding. The transcript has a single exon.
GUGCGCUGUUCUGACGUUAGGCGUGGUAGCGCAGCCGACAAGGAAACGCUUGUCAGGAUUCGGUGAGUGUAAAAUCGUUACAUCUGGUCUUGCAGGCGCAUUUAGCAUUUCAAACUUUCAGUCCUACUGAUAACAAUGUCACCACUGUAUAAGGCUAAAAGUGUAAUGCACAAUUUCUACAUCCAGAUAAACCUCAGACAACACUGCACGAGCUAAUGACACAACACAUGAAAUUCAACGCAUAAACCCGAACACAAUCAUUGCCUAGAUGAGUUUGUCGCCUUUGGUUUUUUCACCUCCCCGGACAUUUUCUGGUCUGCCACAAUGUCUUCUGGAGAGCAAAAUAAACAAUAAGUAAAGGCCGCGGGCAUGACACGCGAUAACUGUCACAAAAUAUGAAGCUGUUAAUAAUAGUUGCGGUCCUGAAAGGCGUUAUCUUCUGUUCGGCACAACUCUUCCAGGAUGAAGACCGUCGAGAUUCAGGAAUGCCCCAGGAGAAGCUAUUUUCACAUGCCGAAGGUAUUAAACUAGGUAAAGAGACCGUAAGCAAUCGCAAAUUUUUAGAGAGAAAAGUUCUUCCUGUUGAAAACUGGCAUCCACCAAACAGAGAUGUUGAUGAGCUUUACUUCAAUAAUAAGGCGCUACAAUAUCUAAAUCAUGGAUUAUUAAAAAUAAAUGGCUUCACAGACACGGACGUAAUCAUGAUGAAUAGAUGGAAUGGAGUAGAGCGAGCCGAAAGUUUAUGGGAAGCAGAUAUGAUCCUCUUGGCGAAACAGAAGGCGAUGUACACGAAACGGGGCACGGUUUAUGGAAAUUCAGCACGGCUGAUGCCCAAUUUCUCAGAGCCAUGGCCUGGUGGAGAAGUGCCGUUUUUCUUUGAAAACGAAGGGCCCCUCGAGCUUUUCGGCGACCUGCAAACAGCAAUGGAGAUUUGGGAGCAAUCCAUUGGGUGCAUUAAGUUCAAACUGGCCGAGGACAUGGCAAACUUCUCCCAACCGCAGUCACACCGUCGAAGUAUUCCAACUCCAGGAGCCGACGGGGAGACCCAGGACGACGAGAGCGCCGAACUCGCCUCGAAGGAACACCGCUCUACCCCACUACCCGGCGGGGCCGGCAGCAGCGUGUCGCCCCCGGCCAGCACCCUGUGGGAGGCGGCUCAUCUUCUGCGCGUAACGGUCGGCGAAGGCUGCUACGCCACGGUCGGCUGGCGACCCUGGAGCCGGCUGGUCAUUUCGGAGCGCUGCUCGCUCGGCGUGCUCGUCCACCUGCUUGGCCACGUGCUCGGCCUGCCACACGAGCACUCGCGACCUGAUCGCGUCUUCAGGCUGCACGUGCGCCACGAGAACGUGCGCACGCGCGACUUCCUCUUCCUGAAUACGGAAAGCGGCGGCGCACACUGCACCAAUGACUCGGCCGGCGGCUGGUACGACCCGCUGUCAGUUAUGCACCUCGACCCGUACGGGCUCACGACCAACAACCUGUCAACAAUGACGGACCGCCACUUCCCGGCCACGUCCCGCCUCGGCGUCAACUGGCUGCGACCCAGCUACAACGACGUGCUCCGCCUGCAGCAGGCUGGCGCCUACGCCUGCCCCCCGGCAGACGUUGAGGGCUGCAACACGUCCGCGACCUGUGUGGGCCACGUCUUGCCCGACUGCACGUGCGCCCAGCCGGUCGAGUGCGCCGGGCGCGCGUCGCGGCUGGGCGGCUGCAGCGCC